Lethenteron reissneri (Far Eastern brook lamprey) is the source of this 2102-nucleotide messenger RNA. RefSeq names its product syntaxin-binding protein 6-like. Gene Ontology annotation, molecular function: phosphatidylinositol-4,5-bisphosphate binding. Gene Ontology annotation, cellular component: exocyst; plasma membrane. The record is from RefSeq and is a predicted model, not a curated record. Gene Ontology annotation, biological process: exocytosis; Golgi to plasma membrane transport. NCBI's taxonomy places the organism in Eukaryota, Metazoa, Chordata, Hyperoartia, Petromyzontiformes, Petromyzontidae.
CGGUCUCGCGCACCCUGGCGGGGCGGGCCGAGGAGCCGCCUCAGUGCGGAGCGGAGAGCGGGGCAGCGACAUCGCCAACAACCACCACCAACAACCACCACCAACAAGCACCAACAACAACAAGCACCACCAACAAGCACCAACAAGGUCGCCAGCGCCAACAAGGAAAACCUCACCGAGUCUCAGGGCUGUUGUGCAGGAGAGCCCUGUCGAGUUUUCGCAGUAGGGGGCGAAUGUGCUGGGUUUCAUCCCUAUUGACUCAUUUCCAGGAGUGUGCUGCCAGGUGCAUGAAUGGCCAUGAAUUCCAAGGCGGUGAUCAGCAAGGAGGUGUUUGGGACAAAUGACGAGCGUAUGCUGGCUGCCAUGCAGGUGAAGCGACGUGGCAAGAAGCGCAUUCCCUUCCUGGCAACAGGCGGCCCUGGGGAAUACGUCACCUACAUCUGUGUGUCAGUAACGAACCGAAAACCGACGCAAGGGUUCAUCACGAAGGUGAAGCAGUUUGAUGGGACGGCUGGCUUCGUGAAGCGCACCACUUGGGGACUCGAGCAGCUGCGGCAAGUCAACGGCAUCGGCGCUGAGCAGGACUGUCCGGAGCUGGAUCUGCUGUUCGAUAAUGCCCAGGACCAGUGGGUGGCCAGCUCGACGUCCGAGAAGAACACGUUUUUGCAGGUGCUGCACAACACGUGCCAGCGGUACCGUACCAACGGCAUGCCCGCCUUCACCAACGUGCCCGCCCGCCUCAUCUCAGGGGUGAGUAUCCUGGGCUCUGCGGCGGACAGCAUGAGCAGCGCCGUGGCGAUGGCGAGCCAGGCGCUAAGCGAGCGUGGGGAGCGGCUCGGAGAGGCCGAGGACCGCACGGCCGAGAUGGCGCAAAGCGCCCAGCAGUUCGCUGACACCGCCCACAAGCUCGCGGAGAAGUACAAAUGCUGAGAAGUGCCUGGAACCCACCCAGCUGUAAUGCACACGCACACGUGCAUGCAUACGGCCAUUUACACGCAUGCACGUGCAUGCAGUCGAUGCCUUCGAGCCGUGCCAAAGACGGAAACAUGAGGACGCCCGCAUGCACAGAAGAUCUCCCCCACAGUUUCUCCAGGCCGCUGUCGACAUGACAUGUGACCUGUUUGCGAAUUUUUAAUUUUGUAAUUUAACCACCGAGGAAGCACAUCGACAUAUAAUGCGUUUACAAGUAAAGCACAUGUGAUUACCCAGCAACUCUGCGCCUCGUUCUUGCGGUGCAGACCCUAGGCGUAUGAUUGACUAUUAAAUAUAUAUAUGGAAGUCGGUCACGGUAAGGAGGGCAUUGUGCGGACACAGGCGCAUCUUCAUUAGCGUGGAGCUGCAGCAGAGGAGGGAGUUUUCCAGUGGCUGCCGCUGAGAUAGUGCCAGCCCAAGGCGAGAUCAGGGCCGUGAGAUUGCACGCCGAGGUUGAGAACGCGCACGGUUCCGUACAAUAAAAUAAUCAUAAUCUGCAAGCGACAUCCUUUGGACAAACAACAAACCUGCUUUUACCGCCCUGCGUCCAUUCAGACGAUGAUAGUAAUGUCACAAAGGCCAUGGAAAACUGUUCUCAGGGGCCACCACGUGACUUUAUGUAGUUGAUGUAAAUGCCUACUGCUGUGAGUUGGUGCUGUCAGCAAUAACCUGUUGUGGGGUGACAUCGGCAGUGGGCUCGCUGCCUCAAUGGACAUUCAUUCCUCGUGCGUUUACAUGGCAGUGGCGGCACCCGGUGUGCCUGCCUCCAUUUCUUCCUGGAACACCGGCACACCAGCUUUAUGUUCACCGCUGAUUGCACAAACCAAACACUUAAAAUUAAUGACGUAAUCUUUUGAAGCCCUAAAUAUGCAUUCAGACUUUAUGCACUGACACAAUCACAAAUUUCCAAAACAGCGUUGCUUCCGUCGAACUGGGUUGUCUUGUGGCGUGGGGGAGCCACGGCUGCCACUGGAGUUCAGAGCGGUCCGAGUGUUCGUGCCGUGCGCUAUCGUUGAAUUAACACUGAAUUUGCACGUGCCAGAUCGCCACAACGGAAUACUGAAAUAGACUUGUAUGACAGGAAGCCUGCCCGUAAUCCAAAGCAACUAAAAUAAUAAAAUCCGACCGAA